Molecule: messenger RNA, 3096 nt
Organism: Schistocerca cancellata (South American locust)
Lineage: Eukaryota; Metazoa; Arthropoda; Insecta; Orthoptera; Acrididae
Product: serine/threonine-protein kinase PRP4 homolog
Exons: 17
Coding region: 1-3096 (1031 amino acids)
Source: RefSeq, a predicted model, not a curated record
AUGCCCCCAAAAAAUUCAGAGAUGACACCAGAAGAGAAACCUUUGAAAAGAAAUGUUGGAAGGCCAAGACGUGAUGAAACUGGCGGUGGACUUCCAGUGGAGAGUCCUGAGGACUGUAAAGAAAAUGGUGUUACUGGUGGAGAUAAAAAUCCUGCCUUGGCGAUACAUUUUCCAGCUUCAGCAGGCACACCUCAAAAAGAUUCAGAGACUACACUAGAAGAGAAAUCUUUGAAAAGGAAAAGAGGAAGGCAAAGACGAGAUGAAACUGGCAGUGGACCUUCAGUGAAAAAGUCUGAGGACCAUAAACACGAUGGAGUUACUAGUGGAGAUAAAAAUGCUGCCCUUGAGCAGGCUCCUGUCACUGCAAUAAAUGUACCUGAAAAACGUUGCAAGACUCACUCAAAACCAGAAGAUCUGGAAAGAAAGAAGGAGACAAGGAAUGACCUGAGCACCAUGGACCGAGUCAAGCUUUGUAACAUGGAAGCAUUUAAUGCUGACAAUAGUAAUAAGUCCUCAGAGGAGGAAGCUCCUAUGACUUCAGCAAGGGAAUCUAGAAGACGUUCCAAGUCUGGACCAAGACCAGAUGACCUAGAAAGGAGAAAAAGGAGCAGCAGCGACCUGGGGACAGAGGACCAUGUCAAAAGUCCCAUUACAAAUUUGGUCCAUGCUGAUGGUGAUAGGACCUCAGCACAGAAGCGGGCUCCUGCCACUUCGGUAAGCGUACAAGGAAAGCGUUUCAAGGCUGACCAAGUACCAGAAGACCUGGAAAGAAAGAAAAAGAGGAGGAACAACCAGAGCACCAUGGACCAAGCCAAGAGCCAUGAUGCAGAAGAAGUUAAUGCUGACAGCAGUAAAAAGUCUACACAGGAGGAGGUUCCUGUGACUGCAGCAAAUAAAUCUAGACAUCGUUCCAAGUCUGAAACGAGACCAGAAGAACUGGAAAAGAGAACAAGGAGCAGCAGUGGCCUAAAGACAGUGGACAAGGACAAGAGUUCUCCUGCAGAGUCUGUCAAAGCUGAUGAUAAUAGAAACUCAGCACAUAAGGAGACUCCUGUGACUUCAGUAAAUAAAUCUAGACAUCGUUCCAAGUCUGAAACGAGACCAGAAGAAUUGGAAAACAGAACAAGGAGGAACAGUGGCCUAAAGACAGCGGACAAGGAAAAGAGUUCUCCUGCAGAGUCUGUCAAUGCUGCUGAUAAUAGAAACUCAGCACAGAAGGAGGCUCCUGUGACUUCAGCAAAUAAUAAAUCUAGACAUCGUUCCAAGUCUGAAACGAGACCAGACGAACUGGAAAAGAGAACAAGGAGCAGCAGUGGCCUGAAGACAGUGUACAAGGACAAGAGCUCUCCUGCAGAGUCUGUCAAAGCUGACGAUAAUAGAAACUCAGCACAUAAGGAGGCUCCUGUGACUUCAGCAAAUAAUAAAUCUAGACAUCGUUCCAAGUCUGAAACGAGACCAGACGAACUGGAAAAGAGAACAAGGAGCAGCAGUGGCCUGAAGACAGUGUACAAGGACAAGAGCUCUCCUGCAGAGUCUGUCAAAGCUGACGAUAAUAGAAACUCAGCACAUAAGGAACCUCCUGUGACUUCACCAAGGGAAUCUCGAAGACGUUCCAUGUCUGUACCGAGACCGGAAGGCCUGGGGAAGCGAAAAAGGAGCAGCAGUCGCCUUAGGACGGAGGGCAAAGUUAAGAGCCCUAGUACAAAAUCAGUCAUUGCUGAUGAUAGUAGGAAGUCAGCACAGAAGGAGACUCCUGUGACUUCAGUGAGGGAAUCUCGAAGACGUUCCAAGUCUGAACCGAGAGCAAAAGUCGUGGAAAAGAGAAAAAGGAGCAGCAGUGGCCUGAGGACAGAGGACAAAACCAGUGUUGCUAGUGGAAACUCGUUUAAUGCCAAUGUUAAUAGGAUGCCAACACAGAAGGAGACUCCUGUGGCUUCAGCGAGUGAACCUCAAAGGCGCUCCAAGUCUGAACCACGUCUGGAGAAUAGAAAAGGGUGCAGCAAUGACCAGAUGACAGAGGAAAAAGUCAGGAGCCCUAGUAGAAACUCAGUUAAUGCUGAUAUUAAUAGAAAAUCAGCACAGAAGGAAACUUCUGUGACUUCCGGAAGUGAAUCUAGACGACGUUCCAAGUCUGAAUCGAGACCAGAAACUUUGGAAGGGAGAAAUAGACAGAGCAGUGUCUUGAUGACACUGCAAAAAGCCAAGAGCCCUAGUAAAGAUGUGGUCAAUGGUGAUGUCGUGAGGAAGUCUCCGCAGAAGGACACCUCUGCAACUUCAGGAAGUGAAUCUAGACCACAUUCCAAGUCCGAAGUGAUACCAGAAGCUUUGGAAAGGAGAAAUACACAAAUCAGUGACUUGGCAACACCAGACAAAGUCAGCAGCACUAGCAGAGACUUGGUCAAUGGCGACAUCAAUUGGAAGUCAGUGCAGAAGGAGACCUCUGCAACUUCAGGACAUGACUCUAAACAAUAUUCAAAUUCUGACAUGGGACCAGAAGCUUUGGAAAGGAGAAGUACAUACAUCAGUGACCUGGCGAUACCAUACAAAGUCAACAGCACUAGCAGAGACAUGGUCAAUGGUGACAUCAAUAGGAAGUCAGUGCAGAAGAUGCUGGAAUCUUUAGCGCCAUCUCCAAGUUGCAGAUCAGUGAGGUCCAUGUUAUCAGAAUCUCGUACGUCACUGAAUUCCUUGUCAUCUGAAGGAACAGAAUUUGAGAGCCCCGCUUAUGAACCUCUUGGUUCAUCACCUAUCUUCAUGCAGAAUUUGAGGGACGAACAUGAGGAGCAUACUGAUGUAGAGGAAUGGGUAGCAGAAGGUGAUGGUUCUGCUGUUACCAAUGAAGAACUUGGAGGUUAUCAGACCAGUGAUCUUGCUUUGCAACAGUAUAGUGUUGGAAAAGAGGAUUCAGAUGGUGAAGAAAAGGUGGAAGACAAAAACAUCAGCCAUUCUGCAGGAAUGGAUGUGUUUGAGACUGCCCUCAAAUAUUUGGAACAACAGCAUACUGCUGUAGCUAUGGAUGACAUAUUGUGGGCAAAGAAGUGGUGUGAAGCACCUGCAAAAGAAAUUGAACAAAAAAAAUUUACCUUUUUAAAAUAG